This is a messenger RNA of Helobdella robusta, 2661 nucleotides long. RefSeq lists its product as hypothetical. Lineage: Eukaryota; Metazoa; Annelida; Clitellata; Rhynchobdellida; Glossiphoniidae. The coding region runs from base 1 to 2661 and encodes 886 amino acids. The transcript is spliced from 12 exons. The record is from RefSeq and is a predicted model, not a curated record.
AUGCACGAGAUAUUAUUCAUAGCAAAAAAAUAUUCUCUACUAUCGCCUGACCUAAUACUGAUAUUUUUACAAAUCCGAUUGAAAAACCCGGAGGUGUUACGGUCCAUGGGGCCGAGGACCUCGAUACAAAUCGGUAAAAACUCCAUCGAGGGGAGAGCUCCGUCGUACUUUUUGAUCUUCUCGUCAGAUGCCCUGACACGCAGGAACCGCUGCAACAAGCACGAAAUGUGGUUGGUUGCGAAAAACAGUUCCCUGCUGUCACCUGAUCUGACACUGAUCAUUUUGCCUAUUUCCUUAAGAAAUUUAAGGGUGUUGGGGUCCAUCGGGCCGAGAACCUCGAUGCAUAUUGGCAAGAAUUCCAUCGAGGGGAGGGCAUUCCCAUAUUUUUUCAUUUUCUCGUCCGCUGCCCUGGCCGCGGCCAAACCGCAUUCUUUACUUGUCAGGUUUACGUAUCGUUCGGCGAGGGUGCCAGGGACCGUAACAUCCCACGCCAAACAUCUGCCGGCUCUCCAAGGUAUUAGCGCGCAUUCGUCCGGUCGCCUACCAUCAUGCGCAGAAAUGCCGGAUGGUUCCUUGAGAACCGGGAUUGAAGCCUUGGAGAAGAGCCGACAAAUCAACAACAAUUACAAAUCUCCUGAUGUCAGUGUCAUUAACAACAACAAUAAUAGCAAUAACAACAACAACAACAACAUCAACAACAACAACAAUAAAAACAACAAUAAUAAUAAUAACUCGAGACAUUGCAAUAAACAUAAGACAUCAUUUGCCGUCACUAAUAAACAAACUGUCGGCACCGUCUACAAUUUCAAAAGCAGCAACAACAACAACGACGACAAUAAAAAUAAUAAUAAUAAUAUACCGAUGCAAAAUACGAUUCAUAGAAAAUCUUACCGCAACAAAGAAACGACUUUCUCAAAUUCUCUUAAUUUUACCACUGUCGCUACUACAGCAGCUACUUCUACUGCUACUACUACUACAGCAGCAACGACUUCUACUACAAUUUCUAAAACUAACUCGAAAUUCUCCGCGGAAAUUUCCAAUGAUUGUAAACAAUCCAAAACCCACAUUACUACUACUAAAAUUAACGAUGAUAACAACAACAACAAUAACAACAACAACAGCAGCAACAACAAUAAUAAUAAGAGUAACAGUAACAUUUGCAAUACCAGCUCUGGCCAUAUUACAGAUUACAUUAACAGACGCGAUCACAACAACAAAUGCCUUAUCUAUGACAGCAAUAACAACAACAACAAUAAUCAUAAUAGCGCUAAAUUUGAUGACAACAACAACAAUAACAAUAACAACAACAACAACAAAAGCCUGGGUAGUAUAUGUGAUAAACAGAUUAUUUUUAAAUGCAAACAACGAGAUCAUUACGAUAGCGAUUAUUUAUAUAGCGCUAACCAUUACAACAUCUAUACUAUAUCGAACAGCAGCAACAACAACAACAACAACCUUAGAAACAUCAACAACAACAUCAACAGCAACAUCAACAACAACAAAAACAUCGUUAAAAAACUUCUCUUUAAUAAGACAACGACAGCCGCAACAACAACGACAGCCACAACAUCAGCAGCGUCAGCAGUAGCCACAACAGCCACAACCAAAGUAUCUUAUCUAGCGAAUAUUACAGAUGAUUUACCUGAAAGCUUCAGUGUAAAUGAGGAGAUAGUGAGGAGCAGAAUAGAGAGUAACCUAUCUGGACUCUGUUGCAGAUACGGCAGAUCAUUCGCCAAGAACAUGGAUAUCAUAUCAUUGCUACCAUAUCAUGCAUACCACUACACCCUGGAGACGUUUUGCGAAACGAGACGGGUCACCUGGUGCCACGAACCAUACACUGGACAACCGCACAAUUUAGUUGCAUUUCAUCACCCUCAUCAUCAUCAUCAGCAGCAGCAGCUGCAGCUGCAUCUUUCGUCCAGCCAAUCACAAACCUCCAAAACAUCCGACCCGCCACCCUCACCCUGGCAGCUGGAAUGUUCACCUUCGGAAAUUUUCAAGGACGAAUCUAAAUAUAUUGUCGUUCCUAGAACUACUACUAUUACUCAUUGUUUUAGAUGCACCUCGUCUGGCUGGUACCGCUGCAGAAGCUGUGCUGGUGAUGGCGCCAAAAUGUGCGUGAACUGCUUCGGAUCUGGUCGGUGUGUGGGCACGACGACGGUUGGCAGUGUCAGGUCGGAUUUCUCGGAGCGACACACAGCGGCACGGAUUGGGAGUGAGUCGUGUUGGCACUGCCAUGGGACUGGAAGGAGAAGGUGUUCGAUUUGUUGUGGAAACGGCAAGACAGUUUGUAGAACCUGCUUGGGCACUAGGUACCUGAAAUGUUAUCUCAAAGUUACUGUACAAUACUCAAAUCAGACAACGGAUAGGGUGAUUGAAAAUUACGAACUUCCGGCAGAGCUGGUCAUUAGUUCGGCAGGAAAUGACCUCAUAACAGAGAUGGGCGAGAAGUUGAAACCCAUAAUGAGGUGUGGCCAGCAAAUAUAUGACCUCACGCGUGACGUCAUGCACGAUCAGGUCAAGUUGGCCAGACAUAAAAGGGUACUGGGGCAGGACGCACCGAAUAGUGAUUUCUACCGAAUAGUUGAUCCGCUAUUCGACCGAAGCUCAUGGCCGAAUAGAAAAGAACCCAGAAUUUUGAACAAAAUUCAAUUUCGAUAA